This is a messenger RNA of Lactuca sativa (garden lettuce), 1131 nucleotides long. Its product is annotated as immune-associated nucleotide-binding protein 9. NCBI's taxonomy places the organism in Eukaryota, Viridiplantae, Streptophyta, Magnoliopsida, Asterales, Asteraceae. Gene Ontology annotation, molecular function: GTP binding. The record is from RefSeq and is a predicted model, not a curated record.
AUGUUCGUCCGAGGAAGUUUUCCAGAAACACUUUUCUUGGUUGGAAGGACAGGAAACGGGAAAAGUGCAACCGGAAAUAGCAUUCUAGGGACAAAUGGUUUUGAAUCAAGGCGUAGUUCUUCAAGUGUAACAAGUGUUUCUGAGCUGAGGAAAGCUGUACUUGCAGAUGGUCGAAUACUUAACGUGAUUGAUACUCCUGGACUGUUUGAUUCUUCUGUUGAUUCUGAAAUUAUUUCCAAGGAGUUUGUCGGUUGCAUUGAUAGUGGCAUGGAUGGUAUUCAUGCUGUUCUGGUUGUGUUUUCAGUUUGUUGUCGGUUUUCAGAAGAAGAAAAAGCUGUAAAAAGUAGCUUGCUAGCUUUGUUCGGAAGGGAGGUGUACAAUUACAUCAUCAUCGUUUUCACUGGGGGUGAUGAACUGGAAAAUGAUGGCAAAAACUUGGACGAUUUCUUAUGUGACUCUCCAGAAGCAUUGAAGGAACUCCUUUCUUUAUGUGAAGGUCGGUGUGUUUUGUUUGAUAACAGGACAAAGAAUCCAACCAAGAGAGCUAACCAAGUACAACAGCUUCUUUCUGGAGAGUCACAUAAGAAAUCGUCCAAGUUUUUGCACAAUAAACAAAUAGAGGAGCAGGAGCCGAAACAGCAAAAGGAAGAGGAGAAGAAACAAAUUUUCACUGGUGGGGAUGAACUUGAAGACGAUGAUGAGAGCUUAGAAGAGUUUUUACGUGACUCUCCCAAAGCAUUACAGGUUGAGUUGAAAUUCAAGGAGACAAUUUUAAAGCUUGAACUAAUAUUGACUGAAGAGCGAACUGCUCGGCUGAAGAUGCAAGAGAAUGCUAAAGUUGCUCAAAAGAAAUUAGACGAUGAGAUACAUAAGACAAGGGAAGUUGAUGAUGAACAAGAGAUAUUAGCUAGCAACGAGCAACUUAAGCUAAUAUUAGAAAUGUCAUUCUUACAUGAUUAUUAUAAAGCUGCUCUAAAGAAAUCAGAUGAGCAUAUACAUAAGGCGAAUGUUAAGACAAAGCUAAAAGAGAAAACUUUGAAGCUUGAACAUCAAUUGGUAGAAGAGCGGACUGCCCAGAUGAAGAUUAAAGAAGAUGCUAAAGUUGCUCAAAAGACAUCAGACAGGAGAUAA